GAAAAGACGGCUUAAGAAUUUGCGAGCGUACGAUUGAGCGGUUCUUGUGUUAUGUUUGUAAUUGGAUUGUGAAAAGAAUUGUUCCGACAUUUAAUCCUUAAACUACCAUGUUUCCUCGAUUUAAAAAUGCUGUUUUCACUUUUAAUAUUUUUUAAAUCUGUGCGUUUCUCUCUCCCUCCCUCCUUGAAACCACUCACAAAAUCAGGGGUGCCAGCUACAGUAGAUGGAAAAAAUAAGAUAACUUUUUGUGCUGAGUGUGUGGAUGGUAUGAGAUGAUGCAGCAAGGUGAAUUGCGAAUGAUUGAUAGUAAGGAGUAAGUGGAUUCUUGGAAUAUAAGAGAGAACUUCACUGUGCAAAUACAAGGUCUCUGCAAAGACAUGAAAUUCAACAACUUUGUAUCGAAGAGUACUGUGUAAUGUGGUCUCCCCCCCCCCCCAAUUUAAGUGGUUGUCAUGUAGGAGCCCAAAGAAACAUUUAAUUCCAGAAAUGUUGACAGUUCAGUGAUUGAGUGGCUGCUUGCUGUCUAGAUUUACAUUGAAAAUGAACAUCCAGUUAUUUUAGCUGAGUGACUUAUCCCAGCAGCAACAGCUAAGACAAUUUGAGGGAGUCUUGAAGGUUUCCAAGAUGUCUCUUCUGUCAGCUUUUCUGACUACACUUUUAUAUGUACUACUUAUCUGCCCUGUCCAUUCUUAUCAGAUGUUGUCUUGAUGAUGGGUUGGAGCUCUACCACCAUGUCUCCAUGCAAUGAUGCUUUGGCAGAAGUAAGACAGCAGAAUUAGUCACGGAAUAAAUGGAAAUAUUUCAUGCAAAUGGUUAGCCCUUUUAAAUCGUGCGGUCGAAAUGAACGUACUUAUGACGAUCGACAUCUGGACAUGGACUUUUGAACUUCUGAAGGAAACAUCUGAAGAAGCAGAGAGCGUAUAUACGGGUUUUUCGUGUGUUACGAUUGUAGUGGGAUCGUGGAAUGAAUGCAAUAAGAUGAAACAGCAAGGUGAAUUGCGAGAGAUUACCGAAAUGUUGACAGUUCAGUGAUUGAGCAGCUGCUUGCUGUCUAGGUCGACAUUGUAAAAUGAACAGCCACAGUUUUACUUUAGCUGAGCGACUUAUCCCAGCAACCUACCUGCAGCAGGCAGCAGCAGCAAAGAAAACUCGAGAGAGUCUUAUACGACAGCUUAUAGAACAGAGAAAAUGGCCAGAGGAAGGCUGGGAUGACACAACAGUUGAACUGUUUCUAGCUGAUCUGUCUCAAAUGGACAGCAAUAACUUCCCCGGAAACUGUGGUAUAGGCGAAAGAGAAGCAAGAAUUGCAUCUGCCCUGGUUGCAAGACGUCACUAUAGGAUCGGACAUGGAAUUGGCCGGUCAGGAGAUCUGGGGGAGGUACAGCCAAAAGCAGCUGGUUCUAGUCUUAUGAACAAACUCACAAACUCGUUGGUGCUUGAUGUCAUUCGCUUCAUGGGUGUGAAGACAUCUGCAGGAUGCUUCGUUGUUCCCAUGGCUACCGGAAUGAGCCUGGUGCUUUGUAUGUUAACGCUGAAACAGGAUCGACCAGAUGCAAAGUUUGUUUUGUGGUCUAGGAUUGACCAAAAAGCAUGUUUCAAAUGUAUCAUUACUGCAGGUCUUCAGCCAAUCAUCAUUGAAACCGUCAUGUGCGGUGAUGAGCUUCGGACAGACCUCACAGCAAUGGAACAUCAAAUGGCAACACUGGGAGCUGAGAACAUUGCUUGUGUUCUUACCACCACCAGUUGUUUUGCUCCCAGGGCUAGUGAUUCAGUGGAGCAAGUAGCAGUUCUUUGUAGUAGGUACAACAUUCCUCACGUUAUCAACAACGCGUAUGGACUCCAGAGUUCUCGUUGUAUGCAUCUUAUUCAGGAGGCUGCCAGGAAAGGAAGAGUAGAUGCCUUUGUACAGAGCACAGAUAAGAACUUUCUAGUACCUGUGGGAGGUGCAGUUAUUGCUGGGUUUGACAAAGGUCUUGUGGAACGAAUAUCUAGGAUGUAUCCAGGUCGAGCUUCGUCCAGCCCGGCUAUGGAUGUUUUUAUAACACUUCUCUCGCUUGGAGUGAACGGAUACAAGAAUCUCAUCACUCAACGGAAAGAGAUGUACAUCUACCUCAAAGAGGAACUCACCAAAGUUGCCCUUAAACAUGGGGAAAGACUUCUAGAAACUAAGAACAAUCCAAUAUCAUUGGGCAUGACACUUUCUUCUCUAGCUGGUUCUGACAGCAAAACGGUGACCAUGCUUGGCUCAAUGCUCUUUCUGCGUUGUGUCUCUGGAACACGAGUGGUUACUGGAGCAGACCUUAAAGAAGUAGCAGGAUAUAAAUUUGAAGGCUGGGGUGCUCAUAACAGUAGCUACCCCGUACCAUACCUCACAGCAGCAGCUGCCCUUGGAAUGCGUAAGUCGGACGUAGAUCUGUUCUCGCAUCGUCUGGACAAGGUACUGAGCAAGUUAAAGGGACGAAGUGCUCCCCCCACACCUACCUUGGUGGAGGAGCUGGCGGUCAUGCGACGAGCGAUGCGAGGUAGUGGUGGAGGUGGCUCUAGCACUCUUAAUGGCGAGGGUGGUAGUGGCAGUGGCAGUGGUGGAGAACAGCACAGCCAGAGCAGCGCUAGUACUUCGCUAGCCAGCAGCAAGGACAGUCUGCAUGAACUAUCGGCGAACACCACUUUAAUCGUGUUCAGGCAUUUGAUUACGUUGCCCAAGAAUUAAGUACCAUCAGCUUUUGUUGCGAGUUUUUUGUUACUUCUGUGAUUAAAAAAAUCUCUAAAUAAAUAGUAUCGUGAUCUGGUACUUUUAAUAGACUUUUAUGUCUUACGAUAACGACGGUGAUUUGGGCUUCUUACAGACUUCUACAGAAUUUUCUUUUGUAAUGUUUGCUGGUCUGAUCAGGAUGAUAACACUUGCUCAUUCUUAUAUUAACUUAGUGACUCUCACGUUACGUUGAAAGUUCCUUGGUCGACUUUCGUCGUCUUUUGAUCCACAAUUUUUUUUGCAAUCGUGAUCAGUUUCGUGAUGUUACCUACUUUAAUUUCUUGCUAACCGGGAAUCACAACAAAAUGUUAAGCUAUUCAAAAUAUCGCAAGAUAUUGUAUUGCAGUACAUUAGAUUUGUCAUCUACAAACGUGAGCGAAAUUCAGAGAGUACGAGCAAUACUGGAAUAUUUUUGUUGUAUGAUUGGCAGCACUACUGAGGCGUGAUCAUACUUUUUCUCAAAGUCGGACUGUGGCACACUGUGAGUGGUUCAGUUGUCCAUCUGUUUCGAGUGAGUGUGGCAUAAAGAUGGUCGCAUUAAUGCCGAGCCUUGCAUGUUUCCACAUUAGUCACCCUACAGUUUUUUGGGAAUCAUUCCUCGUGUGUACUCUGUAUUUUGUUUGUUAGUGGACGUGGUUAGGUGUCCUGACCUGUCUGCAUCAACAACCCUGGUUCAGCUGCUUUUAAACAUCUCGGUCUACU
This is a messenger RNA of Zootermopsis nevadensis, 3454 nucleotides long. NCBI's taxonomy places the organism in Eukaryota, Metazoa, Arthropoda, Insecta, Blattodea, Termopsidae. The record is from RefSeq and is a predicted model, not a curated record.